Molecule: messenger RNA, 2589 nt
Organism: Papilio machaon (common yellow swallowtail)
Lineage: Eukaryota; Metazoa; Arthropoda; Insecta; Lepidoptera; Papilionidae
Gene: nAChRalpha7
Product: neuronal acetylcholine receptor subunit alpha-7
Exons: 10
Coding region: 1-1608 (535 amino acids)
Biological process (GO): nervous system process; chemical synaptic transmission; monoatomic ion transmembrane transport
Cellular component (GO): neuron projection; postsynaptic membrane; synapse
Molecular function (GO): acetylcholine-gated monoatomic cation-selective channel activity; transmembrane signaling receptor activity
Source: RefSeq, a predicted model, not a curated record
AUGGCCGGCCGGGCGCGCCGCGAGCCGCUGGCGGCGCCCGCGGCGCUGCUGCUGCUGCUGCUCGCCCUGAUGUGGCCAAGGGGGGUGCGUUGUGGUUACCACGAGAAACGGCUACUACACCACCUACUGGACCACUACAACGUGCUGGAGCGGCCCGUCGUCAACGAGAGCGACCCGCUGCAACUCUCCUUCGGUCUCACGCUCAUGCAGAUCAUCGACGUGGACGAGAAGAAUCAGCUAUUAAUAACAAACAUCUGGCUGAAAUUAGAAUGGAAUGAUAUGAACUUAAGGUGGAACACUUCGGACUUUGGUGGUGUCAAAGAUUUGCGAGUACCACCUCACAGGUUAUGGAAACCUGACGUACUCAUGUAUAAUAGCGCGGACGAAGGAUUUGAUAGCACAUAUCCGACAAAUGUGGUGGUUCGUAACAACGGCUCUUGUCUGUACGUGCCGCCUGGUAUCUUUAAAAGCACCUGCAAAAUUGAUAUCACCUGGUUCCCUUUCGACGACCAACGCUGCGAGAUGAAGUUUGGCAGCUGGACAUACGAUGGCUACCAACUUGACUUGCAAUUACAAGAUGAAGCCGGCGGUGAUAUAAGCAGUUUUGUGACGAACGGCGAAUGGGAACUAAUAGGGGUUCCGGGGAAGAGAAAUGAGAUCUAUUACAAUUGCUGUCCGGAGCCGUACAUCGAUAUCACAUUUGCAGUGGUGAUCCGACGGAAAACGCUGUACUAUUUCUUCAAUCUUAUCGUACCCUGCGUGUUGAUUGCCUCUAUGGCACUCUUGGGGUUCACUUUACCACCCGACUCCGGCGAAAAACUUUCCCUAGGUAUGAACUCUGCAUUAUUACUUUAUUAUAUUGUUACUUUUUGUUUUGGAAUAUUAUCAGAACAACAUAUUUUUUAUCUAGGUGUAACAAUUCUGCUGUCGCUGACGGUGUUUCUAAACAUGGUAGCGGAAACAAUGCCUGCGACUUCAGACGCUGUGCCACUUCUGGGUACAUAUUUCAAUUGCAUCAUGUUCAUGGUGGCCUCUUCUGUCGUAUCAACUAUACUUAUCCUCAACUACCACCAUCGGCAUGCGGACACACACGAAAUGAGUGAUUGGAUCCGGUGCGUGUUCUUGUACUGGCUCCCGUGGAUCCUGCGCAUGUCGCGACCGGGGUCGGCGACGACGCCGCCGCCGGCGCGUGCACCGCCCCCGCCCGACCUCGAGCUGCGCGAGCGCUCCUCCAAGUCGCUGCUCGCCAACGUGCUCGAUAUAGACGAUGACUUCCGGCACGCGCACGCGCAGCAACCGCCCUGCUGCCGCUACUACAGGUCCCUCGACGAUCUACACGAACACUACUCGCCGGGUGGCGAAGAGAACGGCGCAGGUCUCGCGGCACAUAGCUGCUUCGGUGUCGACUAUGAGCUCUCGCUGAUUCUCAAAGAGAUCAGAGUCAUCACAGAUCAAAUGCGCAAAGAUGACGAAGAUGCGGACAUUUCGCGGGAUUGGAAGUUCGCCGCCAUGGUCGUGGACAGACUGUGCCUUAUUAUCUUUACCCUGUUCACAAUCAUCGCCACGCUCGCCGUGCUGCUGUCCGCGCCGCACAUCAUGGUGUCGUAGCGAGCCGCCCGCCUGCGACUGCGCGCGCGUAACGUUCUGUGAUACCGUAAUACUUGUUAAGUUGUGAUGUGCGAUGGGGCGCGGACGCCGACGCCGCGACGUCGAAGAGGACGUUGCCCGCCUCUGCGCCCGCGCCGCCCUAUAGUUAUAAGUUACCGCUGACUGCCAUCCCCGUGCGCUCAACCGACUACUGCCUACCCCACUGAUAUCCUUAACUUUUUAAACAAAUAUGAGCGUAGAUCCGAACGUAGAUGAGCAUGUAAAGUGUUGAUCUACAGAUGUCCCAUAAACAAGUUAUACCGAAAGCCAGCAAUCCUAUGAUGAGUGGUUCCGAGUAGACAUUCGGUUCCCGGGUCAAUAUUAAAUAGUAAAAAGAGGCAGUGGAGUCCCCGGCGCUUGUAGAAGUCCACGCUAGACUAGUCGCCGCGCCGUGUCGAACGACCGCAGCAGCACCUUUGUCUGCGGCCGGUUCACUAAUAUGAGCACAAAAAACGUCUUCCUUCUUACCGUUGAACGACCUGUUGGAUUUAAAAUUUAAAACUUUGUUAAAUCUUUCUUGAAAUCGUAAAUUUAUAUGUACAGUUUUAGGAUUCGGUUCCGGGCAGUGAAGUGAGAGCCCGCGUUUUCUUCUCGUUCGAUUCCGUGAAUCGUGGUCGUAAUUUAUUUUCGGAUGUAUUUGUGUCCGUAGUUAGUAUAGAUGUUUACAAACGAUGUUAAUUCAAUUGGUACAGGUUGUGAUACGCCUCGUUUUGAACGGGUCGAUAUUGUUAUAAAAUGGUCAAAUAUCCAGGCUAAUAGCUUAAUAAAACGUUCGUUAAAACUUGUAGUUAAACAAAGUAUUAUUUUAUUAAAAUCAUACCCGGGUCUUUCGGAACAACUUAUACAAAUAAAUACAUUACAUGGUGAUUGGUGAUAUCUCCUUUGUACCGACUUCUUUAAUAUUGCUGAAAUAAUGUUAGCUUUUACGGAAUUUCUCCUAAA